Linum trigynum is the source of this 762-nucleotide messenger RNA. Lineage: Eukaryota; Viridiplantae; Streptophyta; Magnoliopsida; Malpighiales; Linaceae. The record is from the annotation of a GenBank genome assembly.
CAGUCCUCGGUCGGAGCUCUGGGCGAGAAAGAAGAAGAAAAGAGCGAUUUGCAAAGGCGAAGAUGACGAUGCUCAUGACGGCGGCGGCCGGUACUUGUGACAGCAGAUGGAACAUGGCAUCCUUAAGCGCUGCUUUCCCUAGUCCCUCUCUGCAUUCUUCUCAUCCUCCUAUUGCCCGCAUGCGAUUCCAAUCCUCUCGCACCUCCCACGCCAUCGCCGUCGCUCGCCGCAGCUCGCCGCUGCACUCGUUUGCCGGACUUGCUCCUCUUAACCCUCUCCUUUCCCUUGGGUUUACUGAACAUGCUAGCAACCAUUGCUUCCCUUCCAUUGAUAAUGGGUCACGAUUCUACGCAAUGCGACAUGGGAAACGAAUUGCGAGGCUCAAUCGGCCUCCGGACCAACGCAAAGCAUUGCUGAGAGGCCUGACUACGCAGUUGUUGAAGCACGGUAGGAUCAAAACCACUAGAGCUCGGGCUAGCGCCAUGAGGAAGUUUGUUGACAAGAUGAUUACGUUAGCCAAGGAUGGGUCGCUUCACAAGAGGAGACAGGCACUGGGGUUCAUUUACGAGAAGCAGAUUGUGCAUGCCUUGUUCGCCGAAGUCCCGGAUAGAUAUGGGGAAAGAAAUGGCGGAUACACUAGAAUUAUCAGAACUCUGCCCAGGCGCGGGGACAAUGCCCCCAUGGCAUACAUUGAACUCGUCUAGGUACUUUUUCUCGGAAUGAAUCCCCAUCCUUGAUAUCGAAUCAAAAUGGCCUGUGUGC